Molecule: messenger RNA, 627 nt
Organism: Camelina sativa (false flax)
Lineage: Eukaryota; Viridiplantae; Streptophyta; Magnoliopsida; Brassicales; Brassicaceae
Source: RefSeq, a predicted model, not a curated record
AUGCCAAAUCGAGGGAAGAAGAGGAAGGUUGGUCCUAACGUUACUCAGAGAGCGACAGGGGCAACACCAAAUCGACGGCCUAAUACUCUGCCUAGUCGGUACAACUUCACGCCGGCGGGACAAGAUCCUCCUCCUCUGCAGACGCCUGAAGCACAAGUCGGCAGUUUGCAACGACAGUCUCCAGCCCAGAUCCGGAACUAUACUCCGCCGCAACAACUUUUUCAGAACUCAUCUACACAUCCACCUCCACCCAAGCUACACCGGACUCCUUCAGAAGAAGUCCACUUCAAUCCACGGACUCAGGGGAGAAGUCAUGAUGUCUCUCCGCCUUCUCCAGUUCGACCCUCUCAAACUCAGGCGAGACUUCAGGUGAGAAGUCAGGCCAGAAGUCGGGAAGUCUCUCCGCCUUCUCCAGUUCGACCCUCACAACCUCAGGCGAGAAGUCAGUCGCAUCCAUCGCAUCCAUCAUCUCAAGGGAACAACUUUGAAGAAGAAUCUUCUCCGGUGUUGCCCGAACUACAGUCCGAUGUGUUGCGUGCUCUAAAUGCAUUGCUUGUGGUUCCAGACAGGGAUCAGUUCACCACUGUCCUCUCUCCCACACCCGCACCGAACACCCAAUGCUUCUAA